This is a messenger RNA of Rhineura floridana, 3260 nucleotides long. RefSeq names its product pseudouridine 5'-phosphatase (gene PUDP). Bases 209 to 910 code for a protein of 233 amino acids. Lineage: Eukaryota; Metazoa; Chordata; Lepidosauria; Squamata; Rhineuridae. The record is from RefSeq and is a predicted model, not a curated record. Gene Ontology annotation, molecular function: phosphatase activity. The transcript is spliced from 4 exons.
GAGAACGACGGCAGACGUACGCGCGCUUCCACCCCACCCCCUUUGCGGAAUUAAAGGCGCAUGCCCACUGAUAGCCGCUGAUGCUUCCUUCCCGCCGCAGCCACUGGAGCUCCACUCUUUCUUCACCGAACGCGAGUGGUAGUGCGCAGGCGCAGUGAAGCCUCCUUUUCCUUGUUCUGCCGUAGGCGGGGGUCGCUGUUGUAGCGCUAUGGCUUCAGCCCCCCGCCCGAAGACUCUGCAACCCGUCACUCACCUCAUCUUUGACAUGGACGGCCUCCUUCUGGAUACUGAACGUCUUUAUACUAUUGUGUUCCAAGAAAUCUGUGAUCGCUUUGGAAAGACCUAUACCUGGGAUGUAAAAUCCUUAGCAAUGGGUAAAAAAACAAUGGAGGGAUUAGAGCUCAUGCGAAAUGCCCUGGACCUUCCGAUAACCAUAGAAGAACUACUGCACGAAAGUAAAAUUAAGCAAGAAAAGUUAUUCCCCACAGCUGCAUUGAUGCCAGGAGUUGAAAAACUAAUCCACCAUUUACAUCAACACAACAUACCGAUAGCUGUUGCCACUAGCUCAUCUCGGGUGACAUUUGAAAUGAAAACAAGUCAACACACAGACUUCUUUAAUUUGUUUCAUCAUAUUGUGUUGGGAGAUGACCCUGAAGUGAAGGAUGGCAAGCCACAGCCUGAUGUGUUUUUAGUCUGUGCAAAGAGAUUUAACCCUCCUCCACCUCCAGAAAAGUGUCUUGUAUUUGAAGAUGCCCCAAAUGGAGUUAAGGCAUCAUUGGUAGCUGGGAUGCAAGUCGUCAUGAUUCCAGAUGAAAACCUGAACAAAGAUCUUACAAAAGAAGCAACCGUAGUACUCAAGUCAAUGACUGAAUUCAAGCCAGAAUUGUUUGGUUUACCACCAUUUGAUUGAGAAUGGUUUAGUUUUUUUUUAACAUUUUAAUUUAGCCACAUUGUUUUCAGGCAAGAAUAGACUUUCGUAGGCUAUUAUAAACUUGUGUUCAAAUCUUAUGAUUAAACUUUAUUGGAUAUUUCAAAUACAGAGUUGGAAAGCUCAUACAUCUCAGCCUUGUUUUGGAAGGAGCCCCCUGUACUGCCAGACUACUUGCCCCUUGUAGCCACUUUAGAAGAGGACUCGUAAUGGCCUAAUACUAAGCACCAGGAGUUGAUUUUCGUUGGGACUACAGUAUGUAGCGAAGGGAAGUUUUAAUCCUUCCCUUUGCAGACGUGAUCUCAAAGAAACUCAUCCCUCCCAGACAGCAAUUAUUCUUAGGAAAAAAGCUCUCAUGGGUGCCAAAUAUUGGGGUUGAGGCUGGGAAGAGAAAGAGUUAAACCUUACCACAUGCUGUGAUCCUAAAGAAAAUCACCACCAUGCUCAGUAUUAAAUUUUAGAAAUGGAGUUGAUGCUGCACACUAUGUAUUUAUGUCAACAUUUUGUUGGGCCCUGAUGAAGUUAGGAAUUGGCUCAGCAGCUAAUUCUGUCUAGUUUAGGCUGAGCAGCUAAUUCCAUCCAUCUGACUGGCACUCAGUCAUAGGUCUGUUCCAUCCUAUUGCAGCCCAUUCAGUCUCAUUCUGUCCAAUUAUACACAUUCUUUGCACUUUUCACAUGAAAUUCAUGCUUCUCUGUGCUUUUCAUUUGUAAAAUAUGCAUUUUGUGCAUAUCCGUUAUGUAGAAAAUGUAAAUUUACUCAUAAAAUGCAUUGCAAAAUCUGAAGAAGUAUAUAAUCUGACUGGGAGUUGUGCUCCAAUCCACAAGCAAGUUCAGGAGUGCGAGAUUGGGUUGGUCCACUGCAACAAACAGACCAAAUUAGUUCCUCCCCCAUUGCUAAAUUCAGUACAAGGGGUUUCUUCCAGAGAGAAGAUAAUUAAAUCCAUGGUUUCGCAUACAAAUUUCUUUUGCAUGCCUAAAUUGGCCUUGAAUUAUGUCUGUUGGUUUUGCCUUGCUUGAAAUUAUCAUAACAUUCUGGCUUUAUCUUGAAUGGGAGAUAUUAUAGGGCAGAAGUUCUCAAAGAUUCUAUUGCAAAAUCCUUGUUCACCUUGGUCAACACAAACCAAAUAGAUUGUAAGGCUGCAGGCAGGACCCUGUUAAUUUUAAUGUUUGUGCAGUGCUUUUAUGCACUUCCAAAGGAAUUGAUUUAGUAGUAUAAUUAUAAUCUCUCUGUACAGGCAGUUGCUACUAGCUCAACAAAAUAUUUCUCUCAUCAUUGUCUUUACUUAUGCACAGACUGACCAUGUUCCUUUGCUGAUCGACACUUUUCUGUUUGUAUUUUCAUUGUGUGUUUGCCCUUUUGUCUUUCCUUUAAUUGCCAAUAGUAGAGAAAACAUAUCUUGCUAACUUCAGGGAAUCCCCUUGGAACUAUGCCAAGUGCAAAAGCAAUUCUACUUCCUCUCCUCCUCAUUUACCUUCUUGCUUGAUUAACCCUGGCUGAUGACUUCAUGACUGUCUUCAUUGUUCAGAUUCAAUUUGCUGAAUAAUGUUUCCACUGCUAAUGUGAAUGGUACCAUCAUCACAUCCCUACAACAUACCUAGUGAUAGUAUCAGCAAUGUUACUUAUGAAAAACAGAAUUGUGUAUACUUAGCACUAGUCCAUAUUCAAAUUCUGUACCAGAAAAAAAAAUCUGAUAUGAAUAAAUUGUGUUAAUUGAAGGUAUUUGCAUAUUUUGCUUUUGUUUUCAGCAAUUCCAUUUCUGUUAUUCUAGAGAGAAUUAACAGGAAACUAUGUAAAGUGGUGAGGGCCACCUGCUGAAUAUCCUGCUCUGGAUUCUUUGUCACUUGUGUUUAUGUGAACCCCUAAUGCGUGUAACCGACUAGAGACUCAGAUGUACCCCCAGAAUGGAACACAACUGCCCACAAUAACCCAAGAAGGCUGUUCAAUGAAAUAAUCAAUCAAUCAAUGAAAUAAAGUUAAGACUAUGCCCAUGUGGAGCUGAUGAGAUUGAGACCAAUGAACAUGUGCUUUUUUCAUUGUUCCUUUUAUUAUGAAUUAAGACAGCAAAUGCUUGUGCCCAUUUGAAAGUCAAUACCUGAUAGAUCAGAAAGAUUUUAUGUAGAUUACUUGCUAGGGGACUUUUCUCCUCUUGCAGUUGCCAAAUACACAACUGCUGCAAUUCAUUGGAGAAAGUUAUGUGUGACAUGACAGUCCAUUAUGUGUUCCUUUUAAAGAAAUAUUUUAAACAUUUUGUUGUUAUUUUAUGUGUCUCUUUUAAAGAAAUAUUUUAAACAUUUUGUUAUUUUAUGUGUAGCUGGUCUUUGACUGUGAUAA